AUGCCCCCUCAUCACCCAAUUUGGGGCCACCUCAAGGUCAUCGCAAAAGUCAUGAAGGAGCUUCCACCAGAUCUAAUGCCUACGGUCGCACUCGGCGAAUACUUUCGACGACACUAUCCCCACCUGGAUCAAGCAUUUUACCUAGACCAGUGGCCCUUUUCCAAGCCGAUGCUAAUCCUCCUCUCCCCGGACACUGCCCGACAAAUCACUCAAGGAGUCUCAUUGCUCAAAGAUCCUCUACAAGGUGUUUUCUUGGCUCCGCUGACAGGUGGUUACGACAUCGACACAAUGGAGGGUGAUGAGUGGAAGUUUUGGCACAACGUCUUCAGCCCUGGCUUUCGAGUCUCAAAUAUUACGGCCUUAGUACCGAGUUUUAUUGAGAUGGUCAACGUCUUCUGUGAACGACUUCGCGAACAAGCACGUAAAGAAUCUCAGCCAUUCUACCUGGCCCCGAUGGCGUACGACCUUACUAUGGAUCUAUCGGCGAAGUCAAUCAUGGACCACGACUUACACAGCCAGACCGAAUACAACGAUUUUGCAGCGGCCCUUGCGUCCCAACUUCGCUGGCUUCAUUACAAGAGAAACACUUUGGCGGACCUCAACUUUAUACGGCCACUGGUUCAACGGUACAACACUUGGCGGAUGGACACUUACAUCAACGCAGUAUUAUCGCGGAAGUCGAAACUCAGUCCCGAGGAGAAAAAGGGAGCAGUCUCCGUACUUGACGUUGCGAAUGUCCCGCAUGACCCGGUACAUGUGCGAAUACUUCCGAAGGUCAUUCGCUCACAAGUCAAGUUCAUGAUGCUGGCGGGAUAUGACACCACUGGCUCUUCCAUAGUCUUCAUGACACACCGCCUUACAAAACAUCCCGAUAUCUUAGCCCGUGUGCGCGCCGAGCAUGACGAGAUCCUCGGACCUGACAUCAAAGCAGCGCCAAAGCUGAUUGCGGCAAAUCCAAAGUUGCUGAACCUCUUGCCUUACACCACCGCGGUGAUGAAAGAGUCCCUUCGAUUCUAUCCACCCGGAGCCACCACGAGGCUCGGCCAACGCGACUUCAAUCUUGUCAUUGACAGGCCGGACGCCAAUAACACGGCGGCUAAAUUGGCUCUCCCCACUGAAGGGUUCAUUUGCAUGGCCAUACAUCACGGGAUUCACCACAAUCCUCGUUAUUGGGAACGACCUCACGAGUUUAUACCCGAGCGGUUCCUUGAGAAGGGAAAGGACGACCCGCUUCAACCUCCCGUCAAUGGCUGGCGGCCUUUUGAACGGGGACCUCGAGCCUGUAUUGGCCAAGAGAUGGCUUUGGCUGAGAUCAAGAUGGUUUGCGCAAUGACGGCGAGAGAGUUUGAUUUCAGACCGGCAUAUGAUAAGAUUGGGCCACAGCCAGCCCAUACGGUUGACGGAGACCACGUCUAUCUUGUGAGUCGUGGAGGCGCUGCAAACCCUAGCGGUUUUUAUCCGUGCCAAAUCACUUUCACAGACAGAGUACAGACAUGA
Colletotrichum karsti is the source of this 1497-nucleotide messenger RNA. RefSeq names its product cytochrome p450 71b25. Gene Ontology annotation, molecular function: iron ion binding; heme binding; monooxygenase activity. NCBI's taxonomy places the organism in Eukaryota, Fungi, Ascomycota, Sordariomycetes, Glomerellales, Glomerellaceae. The record is from RefSeq and is a predicted model, not a curated record. Bases 1 to 1497 code for a protein of 498 amino acids. The transcript has a single exon.